GAACAGUAUCUCGCUCCAGCUUUGAUCAUACUUCCACAAGGCCCAUACAUCACCGUCAUCAUGGUCAAGACCGCCCUUCUCCCUCUCGCUCUCCUUGCUGCACUGGCUCCUUUUGCCGCCGCAAGGAACUGCAAGACUGGGCUUAACUAUUGUGGAUGGAACCUCCUUAACAUUGGCAAGUACGGGGCCCAGGUCAAUGGCGCCCUCGAUGCUGCCCACCAGCCCACCGACGAUGCCCAUAUUCGUGAAUCCCUCUUCCACUGCAACGGUGGCGAUAAUGGCGACAUCUCUUUUAUCACAUACUGCGGUGGCGGCUGCAAGGAUGGCGGCAAGGACCGCAGCGACUACUGCUAGAGAUUUCGCUGUGGAUAGGUACCUGACUCCUAACUGGUGGUGCGAUAUGGAUG
Messenger RNA from Aspergillus costaricaensis CBS 115574, 407 nucleotides. RefSeq lists its product as uncharacterized. Bases 61 to 354 code for a protein of 97 amino acids. The transcript is spliced from 2 exons. NCBI's taxonomy places the organism in Eukaryota, Fungi, Ascomycota, Eurotiomycetes, Eurotiales, Aspergillaceae. The record is from RefSeq and is a predicted model, not a curated record.